Saimiri boliviensis boliviensis (Bolivian squirrel monkey) is the source of this 1989-nucleotide messenger RNA. It is a transcript of the gene NME9, whose product is annotated as NME/NM23 family member 9. Gene Ontology annotation, molecular function: nucleoside diphosphate kinase activity. Gene Ontology annotation, biological process: GTP biosynthetic process; CTP biosynthetic process; UTP biosynthetic process. Lineage: Eukaryota; Metazoa; Chordata; Mammalia; Primates; Cebidae. The record is from RefSeq and is a predicted model, not a curated record.
UCUCCGCGAAGAGACUGCGUUGGGCCCUGAGUGGGCGUGGCUUACGUGUCCGCAGGCUCUCCAGGCAGGCCUGGCAGGGGGGCCAGGUUGCCAUGACGACCGCGGCUACCUCGCAGCAGACUCGGUUGGUGACUCCGGCGCGUCGAAGAGCGUGUACCUGUCGUUCGCUGUGGCUCAGUUUCCCAGUAAUCCAUGACAACAGCGGGGAUAACAGGAGCCAUGGGCAGCAGGAAGAAGGAAGUUGCCCUGCAGUUGUUGAUGUCUAUCAAGGCUGGUGUGGCCCCUGCAAACCCGUGGUGAGCCUCUUCCAGAAGAUGAGGAUCGAGGUCGGCCUGGACCUUCUGCACUUUGCAUUAGCAGAGGCAGAUCAUCUUGAUGUCCUCGAAAAGUACCGAGGGAAGUGUGAACCAACCUUUCUGUUUUAUGCUGGAGGAGAACUGGUGGCGGUGGUUAGAGGAGCAAAUGCCCCACUGCUGCAGAAAACCAUCUUAGACCAGCUGGAGGCGGAAAAGAAAGUGCUGGCUGAAGGCAGAGAACGGAAAGUGAUUAAAGAUGAGGCUCUUUCUGAUGAAGAUGAAUGUGUUUCCCAUGGAAAGAACAAUGGUGAAGACGAGGACAUGGUUUCAUCAGAGAGGACCUGUACCUUGGCCAUCAUUAAACCGGAUGCAGUGGCCCAUGGAAAGACUGAUGAGAUUAUUAUGAAGAUUCAGGAAGCUGGGUUUGAAAUUCUAACAAAUGAAGAGAGAACCAUGACAGAGGCAGAAAUGCGACUUUUCUACCAACACAGAGCUGGAGAGGAGACAUUUGAGAAGCUGGUACAUCACAUGUGCAGUGGACCAAGCCACCUCCUGAUCCUCACCAGGACUGAGGGCUUCGAGGAUGUGGUCACUACCUGGCGAACUGUCAUAGGCCCCUGUGACCCCAAUGUGGCCAGGAGGGAGCAGCCUGAAAGUCUUCGGGCUCAGUAUGGCACAGAAAUGCCCUUUAAUGCCAUCCAUGGAAGCCGGGAUAGAGAAGAUGCUGACAGAGAACUGGCAUUGCUCUUCCCCAGUUUGAAAUUUUCAGACAAAAAUACAGAAGCUCUUCAGGGAUGAUAAGCUUCGGGGAAGCAGAAGACCAGCCUGUCCUGUGUGCACCACAGUCUGGGACAGCCAUUUACUUCAGAGAGUUCAGUUCCUCUCCCCUUUUGUGAAGAAGACAGACAAGCUGUCAGCCAAGAUAUAGUGUGACGUGUUCUACAGAUGCUGCAGGAGCGCAAAAGGCAUCCCUGGAAAAGCCGGGAAGGGAGGGUGGAGAGUGGAUCAUGGAAGGCUUUUUCGAAGACAUGGCAACCUGAUAGGAGUUUUGAAGGAUAAAUGGCCAGUGUCCAGGCAUUUUUUUUCCUUGCUUUCAGGACACCUUAUGUGCCUGAGUCUCUGCCUGACUCACUAGCUGUUCCUUCUGCUCCUCUGCUGCAUCUUUCUCAUCAUUGCCUAAAUGCUGGGGGGCUCUAGAUCUUGCUCCUUAGGCCUCCUCUCUCUUACUUGCUCUAGGUGACUUUAUCCAGCUCCAUGGCUUUAAAUACCAUUCAGAUUUAUACCCCCAGCCAUGCUCUUCCAAGUCCCUUGGAUAUCUAAUAGGUAUCCUAAUGUCGGCAUACCCAAACAAGAACUUUUGAUGCUCCCUACCACAACCCACUUCUGUAUGUCUCACCAUCUUGGUAUAUGGCAAUACCCUCCAUCUAGUUGCUCAGGCUAAAACCCUAGACAUUUUCCUUUUCUCUCUUUAAUAUCCUAUACUGAAUCUGUGAGUAAGUCCCGUUGGCAUUUGUAUUCAGAUUAAAAUUCUGAAUCCAAACACUUCUCAGUACUUCCAACACUAACCUCCCAUCCUUACUGACAUUAUUUCAACGGCCUUUAACUGGUCUCUCUGCCUCCAUUCUUGCUCUCCUACAGAUGGUUCUCUAUAUAGUCGUCAGAGUGAUCUUUUAAAAAUUCAAAUCAGGGUGAG